Molecule: messenger RNA, 2420 nt
Organism: Hypoxylon trugodes
Lineage: Eukaryota; Fungi; Ascomycota; Sordariomycetes; Xylariales; Hypoxylaceae
Product: DUF1613-domain-containing protein
Exons: 1
Coding region: 709-2205 (498 amino acids)
Biological process (GO): tRNA methylation
Molecular function (GO): tRNA (uridine) methyltransferase activity
Source: RefSeq, a predicted model, not a curated record
GGCAACUUAACCCCCCAAACAUCCUUCUGCGGAGAAGCUGUAGACGAAAAGUACCUAAGUACCUUAGUAUCUCUCGCCUCCUCACUGGCUCCUCACUGGAUAAGUUCUUCAAUCUGAGGUCACUUGGAAGUCGCAAAUGCCGGAAUUAUGCAGCAAGCACAUGCCACACAAAAUCGCAAUCGCACACCAUCACGACCAGGAAAUUAACAGAUAGCAGGGCAUGUGCUACCAGAGGGAAGAAAAUCUAAACCAACAUAAGACAUUAUCGGCUAACCUGAUGUCGUACAACUAAACUAUUGAGGUUACCUGAAAGUUACAACAAUUUGAAAUCUGGAAUAACUUCGAUGUGACACUCGACAUUACUUGGGUCAAAAUCAAUUAAUACAUACCAGGUACAACUCCCUUUUAUUCACCUACUCUCCGGUCGAUCAACCACUAAAACCUCACAUCCUUACCAUAAACAUACAUAUGUAUGUACAUAUCCACGAGGAUACCUACCUUUAUUAGCAGCUGACCCCUGCAUGUCUGCAUGUGGCCUGCUGGCCUUACACUAUCGAAAUAGGACAUCUAGAACAUCGAUCUCACCGUGGACUGAUUUAAAUAUUUUAUGUCAGCUUGUGUGGUUUUGAUCGACCUACUCAUAUACCGGUUUUUAUAAGUCCUGCAGAUAACACAUGGUUUGAGGCCACCCAUCCUCAUAUUUUCACUAUGGGCUUUGAAGCUGAAGAGUAUACCGAUGGAUCUCCGAGUCCGAUUGAAGAUUUAUCCGGAGCGAAAUGGACACCUCUUUUCCGGAAAAGUUGUGGAUUUGGUUCAGAGAUAUUCUUCAAGGUCAUGAUGAACCUGAUUCGAAAUCCGAAUAUCAAUUCCGGCUGGUUAUUCCGGGCCGACAUCUUAUAUGAGCAAGACUCUAAUCAUAACAUGACAUCCGAUGUCUCUUCCACGGUCACACGACCAACCAUCAUCCAUUUCAGGGAAUUGACUUUGGAUAAAACGUUAGUACGGAGGCUUAUUCCCAGGAACACCUUGAGAGAUCAGCCUUUGGACCAAACAUGUCUACUAUAUCGCGGGAGUGGUCCGAGCAAUGUAGAGAGAUCUAUGGUUAUUUACAAACCUCAUAUAUCCUCUCCAGAUGAUAUGCCAUUUUACCACCCCAAGGUGCAAGGUAUAGCAUUUCUUCAUGAAUGGAAUCCUGAGAGUAGCGAAGGCUCCGUCUCCAUCCAUUACCAUUUCUUUGAAAAUGAAGAUCGUUCACCAAAGUUGGUGAAAACGGGUCUCAACCUUUUGGCCGUGCUCCACAAGCAUGGAGAAGGUACCAAAGCAGGAUAUGUCAAACGAGUCCACCACGAUGCUAUUGUCCCCCAGAUACCUCUUCAGAAUACAUAUGCUCGAUUGAAAGAGAAGUAUGCCCGGCGACUUAUCGAAGAAUGGGCCGAGGUGACGGAUCCUUCAAAACAUGUUUUUGAAGAUCUCAGUAUUGCGGCAUUUCUCAUCGAGCUAUGGGCUCAGAUGUAUCGGGAUUCUUUAUUCCCUGGAUUCGUCGAUAUUGGCAGCGGAAAUGGCCUUUUAGUAUAUAUCCUUCGAGAAGAGGGUUACACGGGAUGGGGGUUUGAUGCGCGAAAACGCAAAUCUUGGGAUAAUUAUUCCAAAACGACGGGCGAGGGGUCUAAUCUUGAAUACAGCCUCCAACAACUUGUCUUGCUUCCCUCAGUUAUUGACCCUCGUUCAAAUACGGAAGUUUCAAAUAACGAGACUACUAACGACACAGAUAAUGCUAGUAUGAUCCACGAUGGUUUAUUUCCCAAAGGAACAUUUAUCAUAUCUAACCAUGCUGAUGAGUUAACACCUUGGACACCGAUACUUGCCACCAUAUCAGAUUGUCCAUUCAUCAUGAUACCAUGUUGCAGUCAUGAUCUUACUGGGGCAAGAUUUAGAGCUCCGGCACCAAAAGCCCAGGGCAAAUCACCAUCGGCGUACUCGUCACUUGUCGAAUGGAUUAAAAAGAUCGCAGAAGACUGUGGUUGGAAGACAGAAACUGAAAUGUUGAGGAUACCAAGUACGAGGAAUGUUGGUUUGAUUGGCAGGAAAAGAAGCUGUCCAUGCUCAACUGUGGAUAUACAAGAUAUCCUGACUAAAUAUGGUGGCACCGAGGGUUUUGCAGACAAUGUAAUGAAGCUUACGAAGGUUGCCCCAAGAGGUCACUAAGAACCUAAUAAAAUCAGAAGAAAGAAAGAAAAUCAAUUUAAUGAUGCUGUCCUUAGGUAGUGACUCGAUGUCUUCGUCAAGGUGAGGAUAGUGGGGUAAUGUAUAGGAGAUGAUGUACGUACCCGACAUGUGGCUUGAUAAGUGGGUACCGUGUCUUUUUAGCGUAGAUCAUGUGACUUAGCUUAAGCAGUUGCAACGUCGCUCUUUCAAAGGCG